AUGGAGGAGCCAGUAGUGGCUGGUGAGGUGAGUGAGCAUCCCCCUAGAAUCCCAAGUCCUCCACGCAAGAAGACGAAGACACAGAAGGGUACCGACUCUUCUGUGAAAAAGUCGAAGAGGAAAAAGAGGCCCGUAGAAGAAGAGAGCCCAACUGUACCUCUGCCAAAACCAAAGAAGAGGAAAACAAAGAAGGCUAAACCAAAAGAGCCUGUGAUCACAGAGGCCAUAGCAGAAGAAAGCCCGACAGAGGCUACAACAAAACCCAAGCGCAGAAGGUUGCACAAGAUGGUCCACGAUGUCUCCCCAACAGAACAAAUUCAGGAUGUUCUGUUGAAUAUCCAGAAAGAGUUCAGGGUGCCAAUUGCUGAAACUCAAUUGGGGAUAGAAGUCAUUCUAGAUGACGAAGAAGAAGAGGUAGAAGUGUUAGGUGAGGGUGCAAAAGAUGCCGAAGGCACACAUCCAAGCCCACCCCUAGUGCAUCCCAAAUGUCUAGAGGCCCUGUUCUAG
Molecule: messenger RNA, 507 nt
Organism: Cynara cardunculus var. scolymus (artichoke)
Lineage: Eukaryota; Viridiplantae; Streptophyta; Magnoliopsida; Asterales; Asteraceae
Product: titin-like
Exons: 1
Coding region: 1-507 (168 amino acids)
Source: RefSeq, a predicted model, not a curated record